Messenger RNA from Ananas comosus (pineapple), 1372 nucleotides. Its product is annotated as 1-aminocyclopropane-1-carboxylate oxidase 1. Bases 150 to 1034 code for a protein of 294 amino acids. Lineage: Eukaryota; Viridiplantae; Streptophyta; Magnoliopsida; Poales; Bromeliaceae. The transcript has 3 exons. The record is from RefSeq and is a predicted model, not a curated record.
ACGAAUUUGGACAACACAAUCUCAUUACAUUAACAUAUUACUACUGUCUUAGCACAGUCCCUAAAAGACUAUAAAUAGACCUUGUAGAUUGCAUUGGUAGUAACAAGAUGCCUUGAGAAAGAUUGUCAAGGUAAUUAGGAUAGAAGAUAAUGGAGAUCCCGGCGAUCAACCUCGAAGAGCUCGAAGGCGAGAAGAGGAGCACUACCAUGUCGCUUCUCCACGACGCCUGCGGAAAGUGGGGGUUCUUUUGGGUAGAGAACCAUGGGGUUGACGAGGAGCUGAUGGAGAAGGUGAAGGCGCUGGUGAAUAAGCAUUACGAGGAGAUGAUGAAGGAGACCUUUUAUGGUUCGGACGUCGCUAGGACGUUCGGCGGUGCUGUCGCUGAAGCAUCGAAUAUCGACUGGGAGAGCAGCUUCUUCUAUCGCCAUCAGCCGGAUUCCAACCUCAGUGACCUUCCCGAGCUUCUUCGUGAAGCAAUGAAUCAAUUCGUCAAACAGUUGAUCAACCUAGCAGAGCGACUUGCAGAACUAAUGAGCGAGAACCUGGGGCUUGAGAAGGACUACAUAAAGAAAACCUUCUCUGAGCCCUACGUGGGGACGAAGGUGGCCAAGUACCCAAAGUGCUCCAAUCCCGAGGUUGUCCUCGGCCUCCGUAGCCACACAGAUGCCGGGGGGAUCAUCUUGCUCCUCCAGGACGACAUCGUUCCAGGCCUCGAGUUCAUGAAGGACGGUGAGUGGGUCCCGAUUCCCCCCACCAAAGGUAAUAGACUCUUCGUGAAUCUCGGAGAUCAGAUAGAGGUGGUGAGCAAUGGCAUCUACAAAAGCAUUAGGCACCGCGUCCUCGCCGACAAGAAUGGAAGCCGGUUAUCCAUGGCAACAUUCUACAACCCCGGGGGUGAUGCCAUAAUCUCACCGGCUCCAAAGCUCGUUUACCCUAGCCAGUACCGGUUCCAGGACUACCUCGAUUACUACUUCACUACCAAGUUCUCAGACAAGGCGGCUAGGUUUCAGUCCGUUAAGGAGAUGCUUGUGUGACUGUGUGUGUCACGCCCCGUGACCCGCCUAUUUGGUGGUACAGGGGAAACCCUGUCCGUUCGGCGCUAUCGGCGUGCCCGAACUCGACCAAAUAGACGGAUCGCGAGGCGUGACAAUGGGUGUUAAAAAGAGUAAUAGGGCUACUUACAAGGGUUUGUUGAUGCAGUGUUUAUACCGAGUGAUAGUGGUAUAAGUGUGAGGAGAGUGAUGCUGAUGGCUUUGAUGCUCUGAUUGAUAAUAUGUGUUCAUCUUUCGAUCAAGAAUGUAUGGCAAUAGAGUUAAUGGAUUGUCUAGUAUUUUGUAAGUGAUUAUAGAAACUAAAAAUCUUUGUCUGUUCU